Molecule: messenger RNA, 5284 nt
Organism: Cuscuta epithymum
Lineage: Eukaryota; Viridiplantae; Streptophyta; Magnoliopsida; Solanales; Convolvulaceae
Source: the annotation of a GenBank genome assembly
CAUGCAAGCUACGCACCAUUUCUUUACAUGAAGCCUAUUUCUCUCAACACUAGUUCAUAUUUUUAUCAUUAGAGUUAUUUAAAUUUAACAAGUUUCCAUGAUAUCCUUAUCACCCACACAUAGAUUUCCUAUUCCUAUUCAGUCGAUUUCCGGUGGCAGGGGCUCCUUCAAAAAUUUCUGCUUGUCUCCUCAAAUGGAAGGAUAUGCUUCGGCAGAAGGGUACCCUAAUUUGAAAAAAUUAUUAGGUGAUAUGGAAUUUCCGACUCAGGAACAGAAGAAUCAUCGGGCCGUCAUUUUUUGGAUUGUAAUGCGCGAUGAUGAAAGUGAGCUUAAGAAAGAGUUUGGCGAACUUGUUGAGCAGUUUCGGACCUGGCUUAGUUUCGAUAAUAGGCUGAAAGUCCUGUUUGGACAGAUUACUCAUCGUAUCUUCAUGGAGGCGUGCUGUUCUCGUCUAUUAGAGAAUGUUGAUCGUUGGGUUUGCUGCAGUUCAAUUGUGAGUUCAAUCUGUGUGCUUACUUUAAACCUCAUGCAUUAAUGAUGUUUAGUUUAAAUAGUUAAGAUUUUAUUUUUUCGAGCAUACCUCUACAUUGAUUAAAAGUUUGAAACUGUGAAACAAUAUUGACAAGCUCUAUCGCCCUCUCCAGCCUUUCUGAUAUUUCCUUAUGAAGUGAUUGAAGUCAGUAAAUCAGGCAUUAGAUUUAUGCCAUUCAAAUGUGCCAGUGUGUCUGUUAGGUUCCCCUAUAUUAAUUAGGCUACUACUAAUCGAGCUAAGAGGGGUGGAGGCACGUAUAGGUGCAGGGGCCUUGGCCCCCAAUAUUUUCAUUUUUAAUAGUACUAGUAUUAGAUAUAAAAUAAUCAGAACAGAUUGGGUCAAAACUACCCUAUAGAAGCCUCCUUUUGAGAUGCUUCUGUGUGGAUUUUUUGAUAAAAAUUUUGUAAGCAUGAUUUUCAUGAAGUAAAAAUUAUGUUCAUAAAAUUUCAGUUUAAAAUGCAACCGGGAAGUCAAUUAAAUAAAUUAUGGAAUAACAUUGCAUUUUUUAUACUCCGUAUAUAUUUUGGUGUAAUUUUGUAAUACUUUAUGUCAUUGACUUUCUGAUUAAAAUUUAUACUGAAAUUUGGUGUAAAUAGUCUACACAUCAUGAAGAAUAUUCUCACAAAAUUUCAUCAAAAAAUCCACAUAGGAGCACCUCAAGUAUAGACACCCGGACAAGAUAGAUCAUGCCAAGUAGUUUUGACAGGAUCAUUACUCAUGAAAUAAUUGCAUAUACUUCCUCCGUUCUUAAAUAAGUGAAACAGUCAAUAUUUCACACUUGCCGAGACACAAGUUUGACCAUUAAUAUAUAUAAUCUUUAUUAGUAAAAAAAUUAAAAAAAAAUAGAUUUUGAAAAUUUACAAUGAUACAAAUUUAACAAUAUCUUUUUCAAGAAAAUAUAUUAAUACAUUAUUUAAUUAAACGUAGUCAAAGUAGAACAUGUGAAUAGUGUAAAAUUUAGAAUGUUUUACUUAUUUAAGAACGGAGGGAGUAUAAUAUAGGACAAAAAUAUGUUUUAUUCCUCAAAUAGAUCUUAUUUAGUCGUAUAAAAAAUAAUUUGAUUAAAGUUUGCCAAAACAGGAAUAAUAAGUCCUAUUUUGAGAAUAAAACAAUAAUAAUCCUAUUUUUGAACUUUACUUUUGUUUUAGUCCUAUUUAGAAAAUUUUCUCUUUAUUGUUUGUGUUCCUUUGUUCCAUCAUUUGCAAUGGAGCCAAAGACUGACUAUUUUUUGGCUUUGGGAUGUGAUGGAGUAAAGCAAAAUGGCUCACUAAACUGUCUGCGUUUUUCUUUUGUUAUGAAGCAGCAGUUAGUCUAUGCAAUUCUCGAUGCGUUUUUACUAUGGCUCAUCCGGAAACAGUCUCUUUGUACUUUGAUAAAAGGGUAAGGUUGCGUACAUCCGACCCCCCUUACCCCACCGUAGGUGGGAGCCUUUGCGGCAGUGGGGUAAUGAGGAAGAAGAUUGUUUGUGUUCCUUCUUGGCCCCCUAUAACAAAAUCCUGGCUACGCACAAUCUCAAACCCAGUGUAGUCAAAAGCGAGCGCCUGACGCUUAAGCGCCCCACGCGCAGCGCACACCAGCUCUAGCUUUUUUACAACAGCCAGGCGCAGCUCCCUUUGUAAUUUGCAAGUUAGGCGCUGCAGCGUCGAAGCACUAAAAAGUGCUCGCUUUUCUCGCCCGAAGUGGAAACACGCGUUUAAGCCCAAUAUUUCAGUGUCAGACUAUUUUUAAUAAGAAGCUCAUAUUUUUAAUAUGAUAAAGCCCAUCUAAUUAUCUAAAUAAUAGGUCAAAACAACAUAAACAACACUAUGUAAAAAUUGAUAGUGUUUGAGAAAAAGUGAUUUACGCAUAUAUGUUUGACUUGUAUAGAGUUUGCAACUGCUUCUCCUUAAAAAAAAGCACUUUUGGAGAUGUAAGGAAAAAGUGAUUAGUAGGAAAAGUUGAUAGUGUUUGAGAAAAAAGUGAUUUUGAAAAGUAAAAGUUUGUAGUGUUUGGUAAAAUAAGUGCUUUUUGUGUAAUAGAAAGGAGAAAAGCUGAGAAGUGUUUUUUUAAGUGAGUGCAAACACUCCCUAUAUAUUACCUGGCAGCACUCUACGAUCAAUGACAGUAUGUUUUCUUCUCCUUCAUUGUUCCACUUUUUCUGUUUUUUUUCUUUGUUCAUCAUCUACUACUUAUAAACUCUAUACAAGUCAAACAUAUAUGCGUAAAUUGCCAGUAUAAUGGUCUAUCAUGUGUGACUGUCUUCAUUGUUCCAUUUUCUUUCUUUUAUCUUUUUCAUAUAUGCGUAAAUUGCCAGUAUAAUAUGACUAUAUAUAAUUAUACAUAAAAUAAUACUCCCUCAGUCCCAAAUUGUAAGAUACAUUUACUAUUCACUUGGUCAACAUAAAUCACUCUCAAUCUUUUACUUUAUAUAUCAAAAGUUUAUGAAAUUUGAAUUAUUUUUUGCAGGCUUUGUAGCGGAUUUAAUGUAGUUUCUGAAUAUGUAAAUUUUAUUUUCUAAAACUAAUUUGAGUGUUGACAGGGAUCAAUUUGCUUUAUCGUCAGUCAAACAUAGUAAACCGUAAAGUAUCUUACAAUUUUAUACUCCCUCCGUCCCCUUUUAAAUGUCCAGGAAGAGGAUGAUAAAGUAAGAAUACAGUAAGAAUGAUUAAAUAGGGACAUCCCAAUAUGGUAAAACGGGACAUUUAAAAGGGGACAGAGAGAGUAUAGAAUGUACGACUAGUCGCCUAGGUGGGCGCCUUAUCCUCUAGGCGAAAAGGGUGGCGCCGUGACUCGACUUACCGCCAUGACGAAUACGGGUCUAUCAUGUGCAACUCUCUUCAUUGUUCCAUUUUCUUUCUUCUUUCUUUUUGAGCAACUCCUUCUUAUAUACUUUAUACAACUCAAUCAUUUACAUUAAUACUACUAGUCUAUCUUGUGUAAUUCUCAUCUUCAUCCUUCUAUUAUCUUUAUUUUUCAUCAUGUACUUCUUAUAUACUGUCAAUCAUGUGUAAGUCUGUUUCUUCAUCUUAUAUAAUUUAUUUAUUCAUGUACACUUCAUAUAAUUUAAUCAUUGAUAGUUUCGUGAACGUGGAACUUCAGCCAUGGGUCUUGAAGCUGCCAAAUCAGCAAAAACAGAUUGGGCUUAAAAACACAAUUAUGGCUAAUGAAAAUGAUGCAAAUGCAUGACAUGUAAUUUGGUGAAUCUUGAAUUAUUUCUUAGAAACAUGACUUGUUAAUGUAGUUGGUUCAAUAUGAUAUUAUAUGUAUCAUGUUUGAUAAUUACUCCCUCCGUAUCAAAUUAAUUGACCCAUAUGCUUUUUCACGUAGUUUAAGGCAAAUAUAUGUAAAGUAGGAGGUUUUGGUACUGUAGCGGCACUGUAGCAGUACUGUAACUGCUUUUUGGGUGGGUUUAUUUCCAAAAAGGGAAAUGAGACUUUUAUUUUGAUACGUCCCGAAAAGGAAAGCGGGUCAAUUAAUUUGAUACGGAGGGAGUACAUAAUAGUACAAGUGAUAUUUUCUAAGCAAUGCGCCUACAUGAGUCAGGCGAGCACUUUCGUGCACCUUGCGCCUCAGGCAAUGGGACUACUCUAUCGCCUUAAGUGCGCCUCGCGACUUUGACUAGCUUUUUGUCAAACCUGUAAAGGAUGCUAUGUUGUUAAGUGCUGUGACAAUAUGACAUUCUACUAGCUUUUGACUUGAGAUUCUGGGACAUGAGAAUGUUUAGAAACUAAUUAAAUUAUAAGCAUAGUACAAAGACUACAUACUUUAGUUUUUUGUUUUCUUUUAGUGGCCACACUUUUUUUUGUCCAUGAGUUUCAUAGCACGCUAUAGCAGCGUAGUGGCACCUGGAUGCAGAGAGAGAGACACUGUAGCGGAUCAGUUGGUUGUAGUAAAAAUAUCUGACACUAUUUGCAAAUUUGCAAAAUCAUUCAAUUUCUGAGUUCUGGGGUUAUUCGAGUUUUUAAAUCUUUAAAAAGAGAGUAAUGCUAUGUGUACACAGCAUUGUACACACCACUACACAUCAUAAAAAGCCCACCCCUCCCUUUUCUAACUCAUUUAACCCCUGCCCUCUCCUCUCUCCUCCAUCCCAAAAAAAUACCAGCCCACUCUUUUCUCUUCCCCCCAAAGAAACGGAUUCCAUCUCUUAACCCCCUUCCCCGUCGAACGGCUUCAGGCGAGCCACUCCAUCGCCGCCCCUCUCCAUCGAAGUUCAUCGGUAGUUCCACCCUCCCGUCCGAUGUGUGCGCAAAGUCCAGAAGUCAGUCGCCGGCCCAAUUUUCUUCUCCUUUGAGUCGCCAUUCUUCACGCUGAAGUUGUUGGGUUUUGCCUCCGCCGCCACUUCACUCUUUACUGAAAAUGGUUCGCACUUCAUUGACGGAAUUGGCUCAAAGGGAGGAUGUGGAAUGAUGGUGCUCAGUUUUGCGGAGCACCUCAUGUUGGAGCUCUCAUUCAUACCCGGUUGCGAGUACGAGAACAUGGCGAAGAAGAGGCGUGAAUUCGCCAAUCGACUGUGGAACUUGAAGAAUGAUUUACAAUGAAGAAUUGUGUCCAAGGGUGUAGAUUUGUUUGUAUAUGUAAUUAAUAUAAAUACAUUGGUGGAGACAUUUUUGUAUGUAGAGAAAUAAAAAAUGUCUGCGUGGAGACAUUUAUUGUGUGUUCGUAUAUACAAUUACAAAUAUGUUGCCAUAAUUAUGUAUUAUUUCGUUGUGAGUUUUCUCAGCUGAAUGGAACACAUUAUGAAGUUCAUAGACUUGUUUUAGAAUGUGAGUAUCA